ACGGAAACAUUCCAUUUGUAUCUGAAAACUCUAAAUUCGCGAGGUGUGUCGCCUCUAGCGAGAGAGGCUGGCUAUUAUUUUAUACACAUCGCAGAGUUAGCUUUGUUAUCUCGCGAAUAAAGGGAUAAAACACACCGACCGUUUAUAGGUGUUUUUACAGUUUGAGCUACAUGCUUAAACGUUUUGGAUAAUUAAGGAUAUAGACAACGAAAUCUCUACCAGGUUCAACCUUUGUCUGCUUGAGAAGACAUUGGAAGUGAUCACAGCUAUGCUGAUGUGUGAACAUUGAUUCUGGAUUAGGACAAUGGAAAGUCUUACUGGAGCCCGUCGUGUGCGGGUUUACCAGUUUCCAUUUCUUUCUUCUUCUAUUUGCACGUUGUAUAUGGUCUUAUUCUUCAUCGUUUCAUCUUUAGAUUCAGUUUCAUGUGUAUUAGUAAACACGCACAAACGUGCGUUAUCUUUACCAGGUAAUUUGACUAAUACAUUGAAUGCAGAGCACGCAACUGUAAAGGCUCAACACCCUACUUCCAAUCCUACAAAUGCAGUGAAGGCCAAUGUUCCAUCGUGGGAUUACAGUCGCCAUGGUGCCGAUUGGACUAGUGGAAUGUGCAAUAUCGGAGCUAUGCAAUCUCCUGUUGACCUUCAUGUUGAGACACCUUCUACAAAUAGGCAACAUAGCUUAAAAUCGCUGUUUGACCACGUACUUAGUGGCUCCAGUAUAACCAAUGAUUUGAAUGAAGGAUGGAAACGUGGCGAUGUAGUUUAUUCUUAUCACCCUUUCAUUUCUACCGUGAAAGUUCUUCGCAACGACAAGGUCUUCCGUAUUUCCAUCCCUGCCAAUGAGGGUUCUAUAUUCGGAUCGUUGUUCACCACUGACCGUCCAAACCUUUAUGCUGCUACCCACAUUGACUUUCAUUCUCCGAGUGAGCACACAUUUGAAGGCUCUGCAAACCGUCGCCACGUAGAAGUUCAGAUAUGGCAUUAUUAUGGCGAUGAUGGUAUGACUGAUGAAGGUGUACGUGCGAUCGACCCCAAUGCACCAAAGGAGAAAGAAGAAGAUGCUGAAAGCAAGGAAGAAUCCGAGGAACCAAAAGAAGAGGAAACAGUUAGCGACAACCCAGAAGAACACCACAAUGAACAAUUGGGAGAUGCCACCGGACAAAGUGGAAACCACGUAGAUGGUAAUACGAUUCCUCAGCACCCCGAGCACGGUAAUAACGUAAACCAUGAACUCCAUCACCCAAGCGAAACAGCUCUUAGACACCAUCCUUCAGAUCAUGAGAAAUCUGACAUUACAAGCAACCAUCAUCUGGACAAUCACAAUCUGAAGUCAAGUUAUGAUGUUGUAGAUGCUGCCGGUAACAGGGUCGAUGCCAGUCACUUACUACAUCAACAAAAUACCAAUGAUGUAAUGCACGAGACGGCAAAGGUACACCACGGCCAUUAUAACCACAGGCUAGACGGUCCCGAGCUUCCAAACGCAAGCCAUAUCAGUGAUGCUGAGUUGGAACAUCACAUUGACGAAUUUCUAUCUAAGGAGAUUGAAGUUCCACCCACCUACAAGCCAUAUGAGACCGAGUCAUCAAAUAUGCGUGCACCAUCCCAUGCUGAUCAUCGUAGUUUUAUUGAAAUCCUCAGUGACGUUGAGAUGGCGAAUGGCGAACAUGUAAUAUCACCUUCCGGUGGAAAGGAAAGGAUUGUUAAGAAGGUCACUGCAAAGAAGAUCGAUACAUCAGUUAACCAAGAGGACAAGGAUUUGCAAUCUACUCUUUCCAAAAAAGCGCAAGAGAUAGCUGGCAUGUUAAAGGAUGAAAAUGUCGACAUGCUUCAUAAGUAUUUGUUGCAGCACUUGGAGAAUGUCUCUUUCAAUGAAGAGCGUAUUAAACGUCACAACGCAGGAAAGCGUCGUGCCCGUGAUGUUGGCACCCAUUGGGGUCGCUGGGCAGUUCUGUCUUUAACAUUUAUGAGCGAGGAGAUGAAUGAUACACCUAUAGAGACUCUGCAGUCAUAUCCAUCUGAGCUUUUCAUGGAACAAGUGCUUAAGAUCGGUUCAAGCAUCGCUGUGCAACCGGAGACUGGGUCUCCAAGCGUUGGCGAUCUAACUGUAGAAGGCAACAUGGAGCUACCUGUGGUAGAUUUAGAAACACCCAUUAACCUCCCAUCACUAUUUUUGAUGUUGGAGAAUAAGAAUGUGAGCUACUUCGCUUACGAUGGUUCAUUCACUUACCCUGGAUGUGAGGAGACUGUUAGGUGGUAUGUUGCUAAGGAUCCUCUACCUAUAUCCACCGAACUUAUGUUGCAAAUAAAUCGCAUGUUAAACCAGAAGCGUACUUCUGAGUCAGCCAACAAUAAUGUAAACAAAUACAGGGAGCUUCAAAAUGUUGAUCCCAAUAUUCACCACAUUGGCAAGGUUUAUAUGGUUCACGGCUACCCUAUGGAAUACUUCAUUGCGACAUCAUUGCAGCGCCCACCAAUCCUACCCCUUCCACGACCAUCUGGAUUCUUUACACCAUAUUGGGGACUUUGCAUUGCGCUGGUCGUCGUAGUAUUCACUCAGCUUUAGACACGGCUACUUUGAUAUGGCGACACAUGAGUCAUGACUGUGUACGGCUCAUCAUAACAGGAAUCUUGUUUGCACGUUAUG
Messenger RNA from Babesia bovis T2Bo, 2644 nucleotides. Its product is annotated as Eukaryotic-type carbonic anhydrase family protein. The transcript has a single exon. Gene Ontology annotation, molecular function: carbonate dehydratase activity; zinc ion binding. The coding region runs from base 305 to 2563 and encodes 752 amino acids. The record is from RefSeq and is a predicted model, not a curated record. NCBI's taxonomy places the organism in Eukaryota, Apicomplexa, Aconoidasida, Piroplasmida, Babesiidae.